Molecule: messenger RNA, 1891 nt
Organism: Paramisgurnus dabryanus
Lineage: Eukaryota; Metazoa; Chordata; Actinopteri; Cypriniformes; Cobitidae
Source: RefSeq, a predicted model, not a curated record
AGCGAAAGUAAAAAGUUCCGCGUUUCCAUCCGCCAUUUUAUAGAGAUGGGAUGAGUUGGUUCGUCACCACACCGAUCAUCAAACGGAUUAAUAUAAGGUUUAUGAAAUCAGAUUCAGGUAUUGUCUCGUGUGUAGUUGAUGUUAAAGCUGGAAGAUUUUGAGGACGUGAAUCCAGACAGAUUUAUCAGUUGUGGAGAUCAGAUUGAUCAGAUUCACCUCUGCAGCUCCAUCAUGGAUCAAACACAAACAUCAACACAUGAAGAUUUUUCUCCAGGAUGCAGUUCAGAUCAUCAGAAGAGCUCAGAUCCAGAGAUCAGUUGUGUGUCUAUGAAGAGUGAUCGGUCUAUGAAUCCACCAAUAAACUUUAAGAAUGAAUCAACAUCUCCUGCUGUCAGUUCAGAUCAUCAGAAGAGAUCAGAUCCAGAGUUCAGUUGUGUGUCUAUGAAGAGUCAUCGGUCUAUGAAUCCACCAUGGCACUUUACGAAUGAAUCAACAUCUCCUGCUGUCAGUUCAGAUCAUCAGAAGAGAUCAGAUUCAGAGUUCAGCUGUGUGUCUAUGAAGAGUGAUCGGUCUAUGGGUGAGCCAUUAAACUUUAAGAGUGAAGAGACAAGACCCGCACACAGACGAAUCGGAACAGAAUCUGACUGUCAGAGGAGAAAGAUUGAACAAUCUGAGAAUCAACUACAAGACUUCAAUGAAAACAUGAGUCCUCGUCUUACAAACUCUCUAACUUCACAAAGGACGAGGACACAGGAUUACAAAAACAGGAAUAUUUAUAAUGCAGACGCUGAGGAAGGAUUACACUCAGAAACAUACAACAAAGACAGACAAAGAUUAAGACACACAAGUGCAAAAUAUACUAACAAACACAGUCAUGAGUCUAAUCUUGCUAAAGUCCUGAGCAGAUUCAGAUCAAAUCUGAGGAAGAAGUUUGAGUGUUUGUAUGAGCUAACAUCAAAUAAAAGAAACCCAACACUACUGAAUGAGAUCUACACAGAGCUCUACAUCACAGAGAGUGAAAGUGGAGAGAUCAGUAAUGAACAUGAGGUGAGACAGAUUGAGACACAAUCCAGAAGAACAACAACAGAGGAGACACCAAUCAAAUGUAAUGACAUCUUUAAACCUUUACCUGAACAAGACAAACACAUCAGAAGUGUGCUGACAAAGGGAGUCGCUGGCAUUGGAAAAACAGUCUCUGUACAGAAGUUCAUUCUGGACUGGGCUGAAGAGAAAGAGAAUCAGGACGUCCACCUCAUAUUUUCACUUCCUUUCAGAGAGAUCAAUUUGAUGAAGCACAAAACACUCAGGGCUCUAUUUUAACGAUCUGAAACGCAAGUGCGAAGCGCAACGCGCAAGUGAGUUUGUGGGCGGAUCUUGGGCGCUGUUGCUAUUUUCCCGGCGUGAGAAAUAACUCUUGCGCCGGGCGCAAAUCAAUAAGAGGUUGGUCUGAAGUAGGUUCAUUAUUCAUAGGUGUGGUUUGGGCGUAACGUCAAAUAAACCAAUCAGAACGCUAGCCAACAUUCCCUUUAAACGCAAGGGCGCAAGUUCCAUGGCGGGUUGCUAUUAUUAUGACGGAUUUACCAGGCGCACGCCAGGAGCGGUUCACAGCCGAGGAGACCGACGUCCUUGUACGGGGGAAUCCCACGCUUGCCAGCAUAAAUCGGGCACGCCGUGUAACGGGAGGUGGAUCUGCCUCAGGACUUGACGCCAGCAGAGGACAUCGCUGCGUCCACCCUCACCACUGAAAGGGUUUGGGGGCUUUGAAAUCGGACCCAAGAAACGCAAGCAAGGUCCAACCCCAAAGUACUCUUACAAAUCAACUUCAUAUACAUUAAGGUUUCUUAUGAAAACAUUUUAACUAUUAUUUACAUAAAAUAAACGUAAUACAGCC